UAGGGUGUGUGAGAGGAGAGGAAGAGGGCGCUUGUGGCGAGAGGACGGAAGACGCCAUUAUCCUGCCUUUCUCCCCAGCACCUAUCUCUGAAGUCGUCGGAGUUUCCGCUCGCUCGGGAUCUCUAGAUUGCCUACCGAUUUAAUUGAAGAAAAUGGAGACUGAACAGCCGGAAGAAACCUUCCCCAACACCGAAACUAAUGGUGAGUUUGGUAAACGUCCUGCAGAAGAUAUGGAAGAAGAGCAGGCCUUUAAGAGAUCACGCAACACUGAUGAGAUGGUUGAACUGCGCAUCCUGCUUCAGAGCAAGAAUGCCGGUGCAGUCAUUGGGAAAGGAGGGAAAAAUAUCAAAGCCCUUCGUACUGACUACAAUGCCAGUGUUUCAGUCCCAGACAGCAGUGGCCCCGAGCGCAUAUUGAGUAUCAGUGCAGAUAUUGAAACAAUUGGAGAAAUCCUGAAGAAAAUCAUCCCUACCCUGGAAGAGGGCCUGCAGUUGCCAUCACCCACUGCAACCAGCCAGCUCCCGCUCGAAUCUGAUGCUGUGGAAUGCUUAAAUUACCAACACUAUAAAGGAAGCGACUUUGACUGCGAGUUAAGGCUGUUGAUUCACCAGAGUCUGGCGGGAGGAAUUAUUGGUGUCAAGGGUGCUAAAAUCAAGGAGCUUCGAGAGAACACUCAGACUACAAUCAAGCUUUUCCAGGAGUGCUGCCCUCAUUCCACCGAUAGGGUUGUCCUCAUUGGUGGGAAGCCUGAUAGAGUUGUGGAGUGCAUAAAAAUCAUUCUCGAUCUCAUCUCUGAGUCUCCUAUCAAAGGACGAGCACAGCCAUACGAUCCCAACUUCUAUGACGAAACCUAUGACUAUGGCGGUUUCACCGUAAUGUUUGAUGACCGAAGAGGGCGUCCUGUGGGAUUCCCCAUGCGUGGAAGGGGUGGCUUUGAUCGGAUGCCCCCAGGACGUGGUGGGCGUCCCAUGCCUCCAUCCAGAAGAGAUUAUGAUGAUAUGAGCCCUCGCCGAGGACCGCCUCCACCGCCUCCUGGUCGUGGGGGCCGGGGUGGUAGCAGAGCUCGGAAUCUUCCUCUCCCUCCUCCCCCUCCACCUAGAGGAGGUGAUCUCAUGGGUUAUGAUAGAAGAGGCCGACCUGGAGACCGUUAUGAUGGCAUGGUUGGUUUCAGUGCUGACGAGACCUGGGACUCGGCAAUAGACACCUGGAGCCCUUCAGAAUGGCAAAUGGCUUAUGAACCACAGGUUGAGUAUCACGGGCUUAGUGUUGAUGCACAGGGUGGUUCUGGAUAUGAUUAUUCCUAUGCAGGGGGUCGUGGUUCAUAUGGUGAUCUUGGAGGACCCAUCAUUACAACACAAGUGACUAUUCCCAAAGAUUUGGCUGGAUCCAUUAUUGGCAAGGGAGGCCAGCGGAUCAAACAAAUACGCCAUGAAUCAGGGGCUUCAAUCAAAAUAGAUGAGCCUUUGGAAGGAUCUGAGGAUCGCAUUAUUACCAUUACAGGAACACAGGACCAGAUUCAGAAUGCACAGUAUUUACUGCAGAACAGUGUGAAGCAGUAUGCAGAUGUUGAAGGAUUCUAAUGCAAGAUAUUUUUUCUUUUUUAUAGUGUGAAGCAGUAUUCUGGAAAGUUUUUCUAAGACUAGUGAAGAACUGAAGGAGUCCUGCAUCUUUUUUUUUUAUCUGCUUCUGUUUAAAAAGCCAACAUUCCUCUGCUUCAUAGGUGUUCUGCAUUUGAGGUGUAGUGAAAUCUUUGCUGUUCACCAGUUGUAAUGUUUUAGUUCCUUACAAACAGGGUUGGGGGAGGGGUGUGCAAAACUAACAUUGGAAUUUUGAAACAGCAGCAGAGAGAGUGACUUUAUUUUUGUUCAUUGUUGGUGUUUAAAUUCCCCCCCUCCUGUUAACUAUUGUGAACACCUUGCUUUUGUGGUCACUAAUUUUUUUGAGGGGGGUGGGGCUGGGGAAAAGAGUGAAAUCCACAUAUCCCCAGCAUCCAUUCAGAGCAGUGUGCAGAAUGUAAUGCUCUUUUGUAAGAAACGUUUUAUGAUUUUUAAAAUAAAUUUAGUGAACUUAUUUUUGGUGGUCUUUUUUUCAAGACAUUAAAAAGUGGCUGAUUCUCCCCCACCUUCCCUUCACCUCCAUUUCCCCUUAAGCCUCAAAAGCAGCACUAAUUAAACACUAAGUUUGAUUUUCAGCUCCUCUGUGGAUAUUAGGCAAAUCUCCUCUUGGAUAUAGUCGUAUGUCUUGGCAAAUUGAGCCCUGUUGACAUCUUGAUGGCUUGAAAGUCCAUUGCUUGGGAAGAAAUUGCAGCACAUUCAUUCAUGCAACAAGCUGGUUUUUGCAAACGCUUGCCCCCUCCCUACUUGCACAAUUUUCUAAGUUAGUGAUUUGUGGAGCAGAAUCGAGCUGGGGAACACUACUACAAAUUUAAGUUUUUAAAAUGAUAUAGGUACACAUCCAAAGCCCAAUUGGCAGUUAAGUUGAUAAAUCAGAAUUCCACUUGGUUGUAUGACAGGCUGAAUAAAUUCUUAUUAGGUAUUUCUCACAUGUAGACAAAAUAUGUCAAUUUGCUGGUGUCUACUGGUUACACUGUAAAAAAAAAAAUAUUGUUUUUCCCAUUGUAUGCAGACCUAAGAAACAAAGAUGUACCAUUUCUCUGUAUGUUGAUUUAUGUAGGAAAUGUUUGUGAACAAUUCAAAAAUGAUGAAAAGUACCUGUGGAUGUUUUGUGUAGUAUCUUGGCAUUUGUAUUGAUAGUUCAAGUUCCAACUUCACUUCCAAAUAAAAGUAACUCCCACAAAACUGGAUGUGAUGUGCCCACUUUGGAGAAUGAGUGACUGUUUCUAGUUGUCAUUUUUCUCAUGGAUUUUUGUGUGGAGUGAUUUGUAUGCUUGCCUCAACAGACAUUUGGGGGAGUUUUCCAUCCCCUUAUGCAUGUGUUUUGAAGCAUGGUUCAGCAGCCCUAAUGCCAAGUUGUAUUCAAUUUUUGUUCAUUACUGUGCCAAGAGAUACUGGAACCUCUGCUUUAUAACCUGACUGCCUGUAUGUAGAAAGACAAAUAGAUUUUUGGUUUGGAAGUGGUGAGCUGAGGUACUAUUAAAAGAUGGAGAUAUUUUA
Messenger RNA from Tachyglossus aculeatus (Australian echidna), 3113 nucleotides. It is a transcript of the gene HNRNPK, whose product is annotated as heterogeneous nuclear ribonucleoprotein K. Lineage: Eukaryota; Metazoa; Chordata; Mammalia; Monotremata; Tachyglossidae. Gene Ontology annotation, cellular component: nucleus; cytoplasm. Gene Ontology annotation, biological process: regulation of transcription by RNA polymerase II; regulation of mRNA splicing, via spliceosome. The transcript is spliced from 16 exons. The record is from RefSeq and is a predicted model, not a curated record. Gene Ontology annotation, molecular function: mRNA binding. Bases 153 to 1580 code for a protein of 475 amino acids.